Meloidogyne enterolobii is the source of this 555-nucleotide messenger RNA. NCBI's taxonomy places the organism in Eukaryota, Metazoa, Nematoda, Chromadorea, Rhabditida, Meloidogynidae. The record is from the annotation of a GenBank genome assembly.
AUGAUUAUCCAAAAUUUAUUGGAAGAUGAUGUUUGGUAUUCAUUAAAACAAAAUAUCCAACCCGUCUUGUUACCCUCAAAUAAUUUAUUUAAAGGAGAAAUAAUUCCAAAUUGUAAUGGAACUCAAGUUAAAGAAUUAAUUCUUUCUGAGGCUGAAAGGCGUGUUAGAAAUUUAUUUAAAGUUGAAAAUAAAUUGGCAAAACAAUUAGACUUUAAUUCAAUAUACGAUAGCGGCCCUUCUGGCUCCAAAAAUUAUUUAAAACUUUCACAACUCGAUACACCCAAUGCUUUUAUUUCUGCUUUUAAUUGGACCAAAUUUGUUCAAAAUCUUCUUUCGCCUGUUGGACUUGUUGUAGAUUCUCAAACAGAAAUUCAUUUAUCAGACCCUUCUUUACUUCAAAGGAUGGGGAAAAUAAUUGGAGAAUUUAGUGAACAAGAAAUAUCUGAUUAUUUGGAUUGGAAUACUUUGUGGACUUUUAUGCCACAAAUGGAUAAAAGAUAUACUUUACAUUAUGUUAAUUCUAAACCUCCAAAAGGUAAAUGGGGAGAAAAUUAG